AUGAGUUUGAGCGACUUUAGCCGCUUUGACGUUUAUUCAAAGCCUUUGGACGACUUCAGAGUGAAAACUUCGUUUGGAGGAGUUGGUGAGUUGGCAGUUUUACUUGAUUGUUCAUGGUUUAGGUCCUUCGAUCAAUAGGAAUAGAGAUAAAAUUAGUUUCACCGCUCAUUUGAAGGUUUUAGACAUUGAAAUGUUCGAUUCUGUUUUAUUGCCAUACCUAAAACAAUAUCUUUUGAUUUCAGUGUCAAUAAUCAGCUUUGCUGUGAUCUUUCUAUUGUUUCUUGGCGAAUCGAUCAACUACUUCACAGUGCAAAUUGUUGAAGAGCUCUAUGUGGAUUCGACGAGCGCUGAUUUGAGGGUGGACAUUCACUUUGAUAUCACGUUUCCCAAAUUACCAUGUGCUUUUCUGACCAUCGAUGUGAUGGAUGUGGGUGGUGCUAGUCAACAUGACGUCAAGGAUGACAUUUUCAAGUUGAGGCUGGAUAAGGAUGGGCAGAAUAUUACAGGUGCCGCGCCGAUCAAGCAAGGUAAUGGUUAAGGUUAUUGUUUUUGUCAAUUUUAGGUAUACUUUAUUUUUUUAAUUGAUGUAGUGGGCUUUGUUAUUUAUCUGGUUGAUAUUUCCAUCCAGUUUUUCCCCAUUUUUUUGUUUCAAAGGUUAAUAAUCUCAUGAUUGGUUUACAGGUAUAAAUGUCAACGGCACGAAAGAUCUCGCUCCGGCGACCAAAGAGCCCCUUUGUGGCAGUUGCUAUGGUGCUGCGGAUGGGUAAGAGAACAAUUUAAAAUAUCAUUCUUUUAAGUUUAGAUGUUGUAAUACUUGUGAUGACGUCAAACAGGCCUAUGAAAUCCGAGGAUGGACUAUCGAUGAUAUCACAGCAAUUGAACAAUGUAAAAAUGAUGAAUUUGUCCAAGAAAUGACGAAGCAUAAGGAUGAAGGAUGUCGAAUUUAUGGGCAUGUCGAUGUUGCGAAGGUGAGGGUUUACCUGAAAGGUUGUAAAUCAUAUGAUUUGUUUUUAGGUCGAAGGAAACUUCCAUAUUGCUCCAGGUUCGUCAGUUUCGGCUCAACGAACUCAUUGUAAGUCUAGUGUAAUAUAAAUUAAUGUGGGAGCUUGUAAAUUAUUAGUCUUAGACGCGUCUGUUAGCAGUUUUAGGAUGAAAUUGGCCUCAUUGAAACAAAUGUGACCUAUAACAAAGAAAAUAAAAAAAAAUUUGCUAAAAAGUUUACCUAAUUUUUUCAGAUUUUGUUAUUCGAAAUUUUUUGAGUUUUCAUCUAAACUUUGAUCUAUUUUUAGUCCACGACCUCCAUUCAAUGUCUGCCGGAUCUUUCGACACCACCCACACCAUCAAUAAACUCUCAUUUGGCAAGCCCUACCCAGGAAAAGAUUAUCCUCUGAAUGGCCUAACAUUUAUUAGUCCGAAAGGCGGAAUAAUGCAUCAAUAUUUCGUCAAAGUGGUCCCAACUAUGUUUGUGUAUGGCGUCACCAAGCCCGGAGUGGAAGAGUACAGCUAUCAGUUCAGUGUGACAAGAAAUACAAAGGACAUUACGAGUGGGCAGCCGGGUUUGCCCGGGAUCUUUGUUCAAUACUCGUUCUCGCCGUUGUUGGUCAAGUAUGAGGAAAGAAAACAGUGAGUUGUGGUUUUAUUUUUUGUUCUGGAAAUUUAGGGACAAGAAUUUGGAAGGACGAAGCUUUAAUCUGAAAAAAAUCAAGGUGAUGGAAAAAAUUUUUGAUUAUGAAAAGACACGUUGCUUAAUGGUCUAUUUUGGCCAUAAAAUUGCGAUUUAGCUGGUUGAAAAACCAACCUAAAUGAUUUUCCCGUAAGAUCAUUCAUUUUUGAGACUUGGUUUUUCAGUGCCACAUUGAUUCCGGUCAAUAAAACUGUCAAAAAUAGAUCAAAAUAAGCCUCAUUGAUUCUAAUUAUACUCUUUUUUCUGUCCAAAAAUUUCUAAAUUUCGAUUUCUAGAGCGCUCUCCCAAUUCCUCGUUUCGUUAUGUGCAAUAAUUGGCGGAGUUUACACGGUGGCCAGCCUGGUGGACUCCUUAAUUUAUUCGUCGACUCGGGUGCUCAGGAAAAUGACUUAA
This is a messenger RNA of Bursaphelenchus xylophilus (pine wood nematode), 2077 nucleotides long. Lineage: Eukaryota; Metazoa; Nematoda; Chromadorea; Rhabditida; Aphelenchoididae. The record is from the annotation of a GenBank genome assembly.